ACAGAGUAUCGGAGCGAGCGGGAGACGCGGAGAGAGCGCACGGGGCGCGCGGAUCGGCUGGAAUAAGAAACAUUUCCCAACACUUUCAAAAACUUUCUCAACUCGGCCGACAGAUAUGGAUACCAUCAUUUUGAGCAUAUUACUCCUGCAUACGGCGUUUGGAAGCGCAGGAGCCCAGUACACUCCCGCUCAAAUGGGACACGCGGAGAAAGGCGGCUGCACCUUCGAUGAUGGCCCAGCACAAUGCGACUACCAGCAGGAUCCUUACGACGACUUCGACUGGACACACGUCAGCGCUCAAGAAGUUCCGUACCUGCCCUCUGACCUUCCCCAGGGCUCGUACAUGAUGGUGGACACCUCGCAGCACGAUUACGGAGAAAAGGCUCGCCUGCAGCUGCCCGUGAUGAAAGAAAAUGACACUCACUGCAUCGACUUCAACUAUCUUCUGCACUGCCCCGACGGCUCCAGCCCCGGUACGCUCAACAUCCUGGUGAAGGUCAAUAAAGGGCCUCUGGCCAAUCCCAUCUGGAACGUCACUUCCUGCACAGGCAAAGGCUGGAUGAAGGCGGAGCUUGCUGUCAGCACUUUUUGGCCCAAUGAGUAUCAGGUCAUAUUCGAGGCAGAGGUGACAAAUGGCAGAAGAGGUUUCAUUGCCAUUGAUGACAUCCAGGUGCUCAGUUACCCAUGCGUGGACUGUCCUUAUGAAACCGGGACAAAAGGAUCAAUAUAUUCAUCAAGUUGUACACGGCGUAACGGAGAGGACAUUCCAGUGGCGGAGAAGAAAAACAUCAACCACAGGAAGUUUGCGGCCUCUUUCCGACUGAGAGAAGUGACCAGUCAGGACCAAGAUCUGUACCGCUGCGUCACCCAAUCAGAGAGAGGAUCCGGAGUCUCCAACUUUGCUGGACUCAUCGUCAGAGAGCCCCCGAGACCCAUUGCUCCACCUCAGCUGCUGGGUGUCGGGCCCACAUACCUGCUAAUCCAGCUAAACGCUAACUCCAUAUUCGGGGACGGCCCCAUCAUCCUGAAGGAGGUGGAGUACAGGAUGACAUCUGGAAGCUGGACAGAGACCCACGCCGUCAACUCGCCCAAUUACAAGCUGUGGCACCUGGAUCCCGACACGGAGUAUGAGAUCCGAGUGCUGCUGACCCGUCCGGGAGAGGGGGGAACCGGACAGCCCGGGCCACCUCUCAUAACCAGAACCAAGUGUGCAGAGCCCAUGCGGACCCCCAAGAGUCUGAAGAUCGCAGAGACGCAGGCGCGCUUCAUCGCCGUGGACUGGGAGUCGCUGGGCUACAACAUCACCCGCUGCCACACCUUCAACGUCACCAUCUGCUAUCACUACCACAAAACCAACCAGAGCAAAGCCGACUGCCUGGAGAUGGACCCCAAAGCCCCCCGACACGUGGUGGGCAACCUGCCGCCUAACACCAACGUCAGCCUGAAGAUGAUCCUCACCAACCCGGAGGGACGCAAAGAGAGCGACGAGACCGUCAUCCAGACGGAGGAGGAUGCGCCUACUCUAGAGGAGUAUGAUGGGUCGGAAGCGUCCCUGAACGAGACGGCCACUACCAUCACCGUCCUGCUGAAACCUGCCCAGGCUAAAGGAGCUCCUAUCAGUGCCUAUCAGAUCGUUGUGAGGGAGAUCAUCCCGCACCGUGCGCGGCGGGAGGCCAGCGGCGGGGAGUGUUACCGUGAGCCGGUGUCCUAUCAGAACGCCGCCAGCGCCGGGCUGCCGUAUUACUUUGCAGCGGAGCUCCCACCCAGAAAUCUCCCAGAACCGCUGCCAUUUACCGUGGGAGACAACAAGACAUACCACGGCUACUGGAACGCCCCCCUCGCGCCCCGCAAAAACUACAACAUCUACUUUCAGGCAGUCAGCAGAGUGGAGAAGGAAAGUAAAACGCAGUGUUUGAAACUGGCUUUUAAAGGGGCCACAGAGGAGCCGGAAGUGAUUCCAGACCCGGCCAAACAGACCGACCAAGUGGUGAAAAUUGCCGGCAUCAGCGCUGCCGUGCUGGUCUUCAUUCUCCUGGUGCUCGUGGCCAUCCUGCUGGUGAAGAAAAGGAAGCUCGCCAAGAAGCGCAAGGACGCCAUCGGAAACACCCGUCAGGAGAUGACGCACAUGGUCAACUCCAUGGAUCGCAGUUAUGCAGACCAGAGCACUCUGCACGCCGAGGAGCCCGUGUCUGUCACCUUCAUGGACUCGCACAGCUUCAGCAACCGCUUGCCUAAUGACCCUCUCGUGCCGACAGCUGUAUUAGGUGAGGAUUGUGGGUGUAUGGUGUGCCAGUAUCUGUGUCUGUGGAGUUUCAUCAGAGCAAUUCAGUUCAAUCUGUGCCGUGGCUCAAAGACAACAUGA
This is a messenger RNA of Sinocyclocheilus grahami, 2362 nucleotides long. Its product is annotated as receptor-type tyrosine-protein phosphatase kappa-like. Lineage: Eukaryota; Metazoa; Chordata; Actinopteri; Cypriniformes; Cyprinidae. The transcript has 15 exons. Bases 116 to 2362 code for a protein of 748 amino acids. The record is from RefSeq and is a predicted model, not a curated record. Gene Ontology annotation, cellular component: membrane. Gene Ontology annotation, molecular function: protein binding.